Molecule: messenger RNA, 3174 nt
Organism: Rotaria sp. Silwood1
Lineage: Eukaryota; Metazoa; Rotifera; Eurotatoria; Philodinida; Philodinidae
Source: the annotation of a GenBank genome assembly
AUGAAUGAUUAUAGACAACGUCUUGGCCUAAAUCGACGAAUGGAACCAUCGACAACAUCGAUGGGUAAAUUUUUUUCAAAUCGUCUUCGAGAUUCACUUCAUUUUGGUGGUGCAUUAACAACAAAUGAAAGAGAAAAUUUUGAUCAAACAGCAGCUGAUUAUGAAGCAACACCUGAACCACCAAUAAGUUUAUAUGAUAUUAAUCGUCCUAUAGUAACACCAUCAUCAACAUCAUCAACAAAUGAAACAUAUUUUACUCAUACAACACCUGAUAUACAUAAAUUUUCUCGUCGAGUUGAAUUAUCAUCUGGUUAUAAUAUAUUAAAAAAUCGUACUAGUUCACGUCCAACACGUUUACCAGCAUAUUUACAGGGACGUACACCACUUGCUCAAUUAAAUCCGUUGCCAACAACAAUAACAACAAAUAAUGCAGAUGAUAAUCGCCAACGACGUUUAUCAUUUACUGAUCAUAACCGUGUACAACAUUUGGCAUAUAAUCAACAACUUUUACAACAAUUUAAUAUUGAUGGUACUCGAAGACCAUUUUCAUCAGAUAGUCCAUUGCCACCUCCGUUACCAUUGCCACCAUCAGUAACAACAGCACCAACUUCUUAUUAUACAUCAUCUGCUCCACCUGUACACAAUCGCACAGCAUAUGAGCCAAUUGAACCAUUGAAAUUAGUAUCAACACAAGAAGAUCAUUCCAUAGCUGAUUUAUCACGAGAAUUACGUGCUGCUGCAUAUCCAACAACAAGAAAAUCUGCAAAUCAUUCUCCAACACGUGAAACAUCGCCAAAUGCAACACGUUAUUCAACUCGAAUUAAUUCGAAACGUGUACCACCACGUUCAUUACCUAAAAUACACGGCAAUGAACCACAAACAUCAAUAUCAAAUAUCAAAAUGACACAUUUUUAUCAUCAUCAUGAACCAGAAAAUAAUCCAUCAAUGACAGAAGAUCGUUUACAAAGUUCAUCAACAGCGUCAUUAUUACUUGAUCAAUUUUUUAAUGCCGAACAAACACCAAAAGAAACAACAGCACAAACACACGAAGUGAUUCCUAUUAGCAAUGAAAAACCACUACAUCGUGAACAUUCACAACCAACUGCUAUUUUAAUGAGAAAUUCUUCAAUAUCAAAUGAUCGCGAACAUUCACAACCAACUGCUAUUUUAAUGAGAAACUCUUCAAUACCAAAUGGUACCGAUGAUACAACAAUGUCAUUUGUUUCAAAAUAUGCUCGUUUAGCUCCUAUUAUAUCAUCUCAACCUUUUCCAACGAAUAGAAAUUCUUCUACAAUUCCUAUUGAUGAAAAUAUAUCUAAUAUGAAUCGUUCAUUAAAUAUUGAAAUAAAUCAUCAUGAACAAACUUUAGAUACUCUUCAUGAUUUAUCAUCAUUUCAUAUUGAAAACUCCAUUAUAACGGAUGAUUUACUUCAAACAUCUGAAAUGAUUCAUGCUGAUUCAACAAUCGAUGAACAUGAAGAAAAUUAUUCUUAUGUACCAUUAAAAGAACAAAUCAAAACUAUAAAUAAUAUUCCAUUACUUGAAUUAGAUGAACUUGAAACAAACAGUGAUAUAAGUGAAUCACAAUUAGUACCAAUUAUAUAUGCAAAAGAAUUAGAAAAUGAAAUUGAUCUUUUACAAAAAGCACAUUUACUUAAACAACAACAACGAUCAAUUGCAAUGAAUAAUGACAAUGAACGAAUUAAUGAUAAUAAUUCAGUACCACCACCAGCUAAUAUGGAAUUAUUAAAUUUUGAAGCACUUGAAGAUGAAUUUUCUAUUUUACAACGACAAGAAGAUACACCAUUACCAUCACCAAGAAUUCCAUCAACAAUGAUGGAAAUAUCAUCUUCACCAAUACCAACAACAUCUGAAUCCCCAAUACCUUCAUCAGAAAUUGAAACAUCAUUAACACAUGUUUUAGAGCAUAGUAUACUUGCGCAUAAUCGUUUAUCACCAUGGUUUAAAUUACCAACAGAACUUUGGUUUAAAAUUUUACCUUAUUUAAAUACCAAUGAAUUGCAUAAUUUUUCUUAUGCUUGUAAACGUUUUUAUUUACUUGUACAAGAUCAAGCAUGUCAUCAUCGAAUAAUAAUAAAUCGCCGAAAAGAAUUAGAACAACUUUGGUUCAAUAGUAUUAGUCGACGUAAACCUGUUUCACUUUCAUUUAUUGAAUGUCGACAACAAAAUCUUGAAAAUUUACAACAAUCAAAUGAGAACAAUUCUGAGAAUAUCAAGUGGCUUGAAUUUUUUCAAACAAUUGGCUCAAAUCUUAUUGAUUUUACAAUGACCGGUUGCUAUCAUGAACCAUUUACACCUAAUACACUAUUACCAAUAAUAGUACAAACUUGUUCAAAUCUUUUAUCACUUAAUCUUCGCUGGAACAAUAUAACAGAAUCAACAUUAAAUCAUUUAAUAAACUUUUCACAAUUUAUUAAUUUACAUACACUUGAUCUCACUGGAUGUCAAAUAUUAGAUGAUACACUUUUAAUUAAUAUAUUUAUUCGUACAGAAACAGAUUUUCAUUUAAGAAAACUUAUUCUUCAUGCAUGUACAAAUAUAACAUGGAUCAGUCUUGACACAAUAGCUAUUUGUAUUCCAAAUUUAAUUCAUUUAAAUAUAAGUCGUUGUAUUGGUUUGAAAAAUCUUUCAUCAAAUCAAAAUUCAACAUGUUUUCAUUAUUGGCCUAAACUAGAACAUAUUGAUUUUGGUCAACUUUUGACAUUAAAUGAUCAAGAUCUUACAAUUGUUUUUGAUAAUUGUACAUAUUUAAAUAGUUUAAUAUUGGAUGAUUGUAUUAAUUUAACAGAUCAAACAUUAAAUAGAUUAACAUCUGACUUUCGAACGAUUAGUUUAAAUAAUUGUACAACAAUAAGUACGAAUAUACUUUUAAAUCUUAAUGAACAAUGUCCAAAGUUGCAUAGUAUAAAUUUAAGUUCCAUAAGAAAUGUUAAUGAUAAUUGUUUAUUAAAAUGGUCAGAACAACCAUUUAUUCAAUUAAAAAUUUUAAUACUUGAUAAUUGUACAGAAUGUACAGUAAAUGGUAUUGAAAAAUUUCUUGAAAAACAUUCUAAUUUACGAAAAUUAUCAUUAAAUGGUAAUGUUAUAUCAAAUUCAAUAGAACAACAAACAUUAGAACAGAAAUUUCCUAAUAUAAAAUUUGUCUUUCAAUAA